Messenger RNA from Menidia menidia (Atlantic silverside), 2177 nucleotides. The record is from the annotation of a GenBank genome assembly. NCBI's taxonomy places the organism in Eukaryota, Metazoa, Chordata, Actinopteri, Atheriniformes, Atherinopsidae.
UUUUUUUUGGGGGGGGGGGGGGUUCCAGAAUAUUUUAUUGCAGCGGCCCAAACAGGAAGUGCUACAUUAGCAAACUUCCAGCUCGUCCGAACUUAAGUAUGAGUACGUGGUAGGUAACAAGGGGGUAAAUGUCCCACGCAUUACUCAGUGUCCCCCCCCCCUGAACAAAAAGACUGACAAAGACCAGAGAGACCAACGGUCCCACGAAGGCAGGGCGGCGGCAUGCGAAGCGGCUCGGUGGGGAACUUUCGGGGCGCGGGGAGCUCUGGCUCCGUCCGCCGGGGCUCCGCCGUGCUGCCGUCGGUUCUAACGUUCUUGGUGAUCGUAGCGUCCGGAGGCCUGCUGCUCAUGAUUGAGAAAGGAAUGCUGAACGGCGUGGAGACGCCUUCCCCCCGCGGGAACGGCCAGCGGCCGGACCCGGCCGGGCACACGGCCAAACGCAGCCCGGGCGGCGCGGACGUGGAUUUCCAGAUCCUCCAGGAGAUCCGCAACCGGACCAUCAGGACGGUGUGCAGCCAGAAGAACAUGCCCCACAGCGUGUGGUCGCUGAGCCCGCUGCAGAGGAGGACGCUCCUGCAGCACAUCCUGGUGAACGACGAGCACCGCUUCCUCUACUGCUACGUCCCCAAAGUGGCCUGCUCCAACUGGAAGAGGGUCCUGAAGGUCAUGAGCGGUGCCCUGGACAGCGUGGACGCCAGCAUCAAGAUGGACCACCGCAGCGACCUGCUGUUCCUGUCCUCGCUGAAGCCGGAGGAGAUCCGCUACCGCCUGGCGCACUACUUCAAGUUCAUGUUCGUGCGCGAGCCCAUGGCGCGCCUGCUCUCCGCCUACAGGAACAAGUUCGGCGAGAUCGAGUCCUACCAGAAGAAGUACGGCGUGGAGAUCGUGAAGCGCUACCGGAAGGGCCGCGCCAAGGACGCCGCCGCGGCGGGGGACGACGUCACCUUCGCCGAGUUCGUCCGCUACCUGCUGGACGAGGACGCCGAGCGCAUGAACGAGCACUGGAUGCCCGUCUACAACCUGUGCCAGCCCUGCGCCGUCUCCUACGACUUCAUCGGCUCGUACGAGCACCUCCAGGAGGACGCCCAGCACGUGCUGCAGCGCGUGGGCGCGCCCCCCUCCGUCCACUUCCCCCAGAGGCAGACCUGGUACAAGCCGGUGACCGCCCAAACGUUGCACUACUACCUGUGCGGCCUGCCGCAGAAGCUCCUGAGAGAACUGCUGCCCAAAUACAUUUUAGACUUUUCCCUUUUCGCUUACCCGCUCCCCAACACAACCACUGAACACUGCCGACACUAAACCAAUCGUUUUAGAGCCUAGAGAUUAUUUUUCUGAGAUAAAUCAGUGCCUUUGGUUUUUUUACACCUUGGAAACACAGUAUUUUGAGACCUUUGCCUUUUUCCAUUGUUUUUUACACGUUUUCCUGUCACUGCAAAAUGCUGAACGCUGGGAAAAGACUUCAAACCACUAAAGCUUGAAUUCCUAUUAAAAAUAAAUCUUUGAAUAUUUUUUAAGGACAGACCAACCCAGUUUACUUUUAAAGUAUUGACAUAUUGCAAACCUGAAAGAAGGUUAAUGAAUGAUUUAAAAAAAAUGUUUUCAUCCCAUUUGAUAAAUUACCAUCAAACAAAAUGCUGUGCAGUUUGAUUAUUUUGAAAUCUCUUUAUUUUAAAAAUAAGUUAGUCAUUUUCUUUAAAAAACAAAACAAAAAAACAUGAAUAUUAAACAUUAUACACAAAUCUUCUAGGAUGCCAAACACUUUCUGUUCCUAACUGUAUCUGUCAGAGUGUUCUGAAUCAACCAGUUCCAAAACCUCAAAGUGAGCGUGUGUGAGCAGAGUUAAGGUAAGGCUGUGUUAUUUGAAUAAAAACGCCAUUUUCUUUAAUCAACACAAAUGUUUGUCCUCGUCCGGUCGGACAGAACAAUGAAGCUGCUCUUAAAACGCCCUUUCGGAGGGGCUUGCAUUUCAUGUCUACCGUUUCCUGACUCACUCAUCGCCCCCGAAGCUUACGCUCCUGAAAGAGAGAACCGACAGAGGUUUUGAGAACGCAGCCAAAACGCCUGAAGGCUUCGUUUAAAAAAAGAAAAGAAAAAGAACCCGACCGGUUUUUCUUUGGUGUGGUGGCCUCUCUUUCUUACUUGUCUGUCGACCUGUCGCUGGAGCGGUCAAGCGUUCG